Molecule: messenger RNA, 1473 nt
Organism: Adineta steineri
Lineage: Eukaryota; Metazoa; Rotifera; Eurotatoria; Adinetida; Adinetidae
Source: the annotation of a GenBank genome assembly
AUGAAAAAACAACACCAAAUAUUAAAUAUAAUAUUGGUAUUAUUUGUUCUUAGCAACGAGUUAUUGACCACUGAAAGUAAUGACAAAAUAAUCGAUAACGUUGCAUACUUUCAAGGAUCCAGUUCAAAAAGUCAAGUAAGUGGAAAAAAAGGAAAAGUGAUCACAUACAAUAGUAAUGAUGGAUCGCAUGAUUUCACUGCCUUCUACAAUGGCACGUUUGUAACUCAAAAGGCUGGUGUUUAUCUCGGAGUAUUCGCUGUUCAAAUUAGUGGUCCACGUAGAAACGGUAAAGGAAACAUUGAUAUGUGGAUGCGACAAGAUGGUGAGGAUGUGCCUGACUCAAAUAGUAUACAAUCGGUCGAUCAUGGAAGUACAUCGGUUCUUGUCUAUUCAACACUUUUCCAGGCUUCUGCCAAUUAUAAAUUCGAAUUAGCUUACUCAGCCUUCACAGAUGAAGAAUGUACUCGUCUCGGCUUGAUUGCUACACAACCAGAAAACGAACCCUUAGUUCCCAGUAUUAUACUCACCAUUGUCCAGCUUAGCGAUGGUACUAAUACAAUUCCUUAUGCACAACUUUUCAGUUCGAAGACUCAGUUGGGUAACUCGGUUUCAGAGGUGAUUAUACUCGAUAGCGUUAGUGCAGCCAAUAGAAUAGAUAUAACAACGCCCGAAGACCAUGGAACCAUCAAGUAUAGUGAAGCAGGUGUUUAUUUUCUGGUAGCUAAUGCCGAGGUUGGAAGUGCUGAAGGUACUCAUGCAUCGGGUGAAGUUCAUUUAUGGAUGCGACGCAAUGGAAAAGACAUACCUAACAGUAACACAAUUCAAACUAUUCGCAAUGGUAGUGCAGUAAUUCUAAUCUGUCAGACAGUUAUUAAACUUGAAGCUAAGGAUAAAGUUCAACUAGUAUUCUCAACUACAAAUAAAGAACUGGGUGUGAUUGUGUCGAAGCCAAAGAACGAGCCAAGAGUGCCUGGUAUGAUAUUUGCAACAUUUCAGUUGCUUAACGAAGAAAAACCAAUUCCAUAUGCACAGUUAUCUAGUUCACAAUCGCAAUGGGGUUGUAUAACUCCAAAAACAGUUAAACUUGAUAACAAUGACGGUUUACAAUGUAUCAAAAAUAAUAAUGGUAUCAUUGAGUUCGAAGAGUCGGGAACUUACUUUGUGAUGGCUGCUGCUCAGUGUGGAAGUGAUAAAGAUGAUGGUAUUGGUGAUGUACAUUUGUGGAUGAAACUAAAUGGAAAGAACAUAGCAAAUUCGAACACCAUUCAGACAGUAAAUAAAGAUACUGCUGUUUUAGUUUGUCAAACUGCCAUGGUAAUCCAAGCUGGCGACAAACUCGAAAUGAUAUUCUCGACAGAUGUUACAUCAGGUACACUCGGCUUAGUUGCAUCCAAACCACAUAAGGAAUCAGCUGUGCCCAGUAUGAUUGUUAGUGUUUUCAAAUCAAGCUAUUUAAAACGCAGUUAUACAUGA